GAAAAGUACACCCAGACCUCAUAACUUUGCAGAAAGUAGCAACGUAGCUCUCUUGGAAAGGUCAUGAUCUUCUUAUCAAAAUCAGUGUUGAGACAUCAAGUAAUGUGUUCUGAGGCGGUUGAGCAAACCGAUAUCGUAUCACAAAAAAAAAUUAAUUGGGCAUCUCAGUUUGGAUUUAAACAAAGUUGCGUCAGUUGGAUUUGUUUUCAUUUUCUUCUCUUUCAAAAUAUUUCCGUUUCAUAAAUUAACUUGAAAUAAACUAGAUAGCUUAUUAUUCAUGAAUUGAUUGAACUAUACACAACAGAAUUCAGUGGACUAUUCGAAUUGUGUGAAAAACUAUUGACCGGUUUGAACUCAUAGAGUAAAAGGUGUUGAGUGUGAUAGUGAUCUCCCUUGACGUCGAAGAAAAGAAAGACCAAGUGUACAUAUCGAAGUGUUAUAAGUAGAGGAUCCUAAAUGGCCGGACUGUCAUCGAAUAAAUGUUUCUGCAGAUGGGUGCUAAGACACCAGCAUAAAUUGAAGCAAAUGGUCCGAACAUGUCAUCUGAAAGUGAAGGAAGUGUAUGGUUUGGACGAGUACAGGAAUGAAGAGCCAGAUUCACAAGAAACUUUUAAAUAUAAUGAUCUAACCACCAAAUUAGCGGAACCAGAUCAGUUGAGGCUCAAACCAGAUGUAAGUGAUUUGAAAUUCGGACAAAUAUUCACAGACCAUAUGCUCAAAAUAUUUUAUCACGAACGAUUAGGAGGAUGGCAAAAACCAGUGAUUAUACCAUUCGAGAAUAUUUCUCUUCACCCAGCUGCUAAAGUGCUUCAUUAUGCAGUAGAGCUAUUCGAAGGAAUGAAAGCCUACAGAGGAGUAGAUGGUAAAAUAAGAUUGUUCAGGCCAGACCUGAAUAUGGACAGAAUGAAUGCUUCGGCACUUUGCUCAGGUUUGCCAACAUUUUAUGGUGAAGAAUUGAUAAAAUGUGUGAGAAGGUUGGUGCAAGUCGAUCAGGAGUGGGUUCCACACCAAGAAGGGGCUAGUUUAUACAUAAGACCUACGUUUAUCGGCAUUGAUGGAUCACUUGGUGUCGCACACUCUGAAUCAGCCCUUCUGUAUACGAUUCUCUGCCCUGUUGGAUCAUACUUCGAUGCCAAAGAAGAGGGUAUUUCACUACUUGCAGACCCUAGAUACACAAGAGCAUGGCCAGGUGGCUGCGGAGAUAGCAAAAUUGGAUCAAAUUAUGGUCCAACUAUCAGGGUUCAAAAGAAAGCAGCAGCAAGGGGCAGGCAACAAGUGUUAUGGCUUUAUGGCGCCGAUGAAUGCGUCACAGAAGUUGGAACAAUGAACGUUUUCGUUUUUUACAUCGACGCAAAUGGAGACAAAGUUCUAGCUACUCCACCUCUGAAUGGACUCAUUCUUCCCGGAGUAACUAGAAGGUCAAUCCUUGACUUGGGUCUUCAAUACAAGGACAUUCGUGUGGAGGAGAAAAUAUUAACAAUGAAGGAUAUAAUACGAUUGAACAAACAGAACAGGCUUCUAGAAAUGUUUGGAAGUGGCACAGCAUGCAUAAUAAGUCCAAUAUCCUCCAUUGACUAUAAGGGAGAACUCAUCCAAAUACCUACCAUGGAGCACACCUACCCAGUAUUUAGAAAAUUCCGAGACGAAUUAUAUGCAAUCCACUAUGGUCACAGAAUACAUCCAUGGGCAAUCCCGAUUGAAUAGGAUAAGUUCCUCUAUGAAUUGCUCUUGACUGUGUUAUUUUUGAUUUGUAAAUUAUUCGUAAAUUAUGUUAUUUGUUUUAUUUAUCUAGAUAAGUUUAAGUAUGUAUUUCAAUAGAUAGCAUUGUGUAAGAGGAAAAAGUGAUUAUAUUCAGUGUAUUUCUCGCAAGACGUAGAUUUUUGUAAUUUUUUAUAUGUUGUUAUGGAGAUUCUUUAUAUUCUACUCAGGAGAAUUGUCGAAACUUAUUUUAAAUUGUUUUCUGGUUUUAGGCUGCAUGAACUGAAUGAAUUUGUCUUUUCGAUUUUUAAAUAAAAUAAUUGCGACAGUU
Messenger RNA from Coccinella septempunctata (seven-spotted ladybird), 2029 nucleotides. It is a transcript of the gene Bcat, whose product is annotated as branched-chain-amino-acid aminotransferase, cytosolic. The coding region runs from base 457 to 1704 and encodes 415 amino acids. Gene Ontology annotation, molecular function: branched-chain-amino-acid:2-oxoglutarate transaminase activity. Gene Ontology annotation, cellular component: mitochondrion. Lineage: Eukaryota; Metazoa; Arthropoda; Insecta; Coleoptera; Coccinellidae. Gene Ontology annotation, biological process: L-valine biosynthetic process; L-leucine biosynthetic process. The record is from RefSeq and is a predicted model, not a curated record. The transcript is spliced from 7 exons.